CCAGGCGUGCAGCAGAGCAAGGUAGGUAGUGAGGACAAGAGACAGGAGCAGUGUCAUGGAAAAGCUAGGGUCAUCAACAGUCAGGCAGCGCGGUACAGAAUCAGGAGGAAAAGCCAAGGUCAGGAGCAGAGCCGAAGACAGGAACCAGUAUCAGGAGAGCAAUCAGAGUCAGUGCAGCCGUCAUUCUGCUAUCUGCAGUCGGCAGCUAGUUAAAUAGGCCGUCUUCGCCAUGCGUGAGCACGUGCGUGUGCGUGAUCGCGCAUUUCCGAUCGCGGUUCAUCUUGCCGGAAAUCCCUUAUACUAAGUGUGUUGGUUCAAACUGGUGUAAAUGAGGG
Messenger RNA from Staurois parvus, 335 nucleotides. The record is from the annotation of a GenBank genome assembly. NCBI's taxonomy places the organism in Eukaryota, Metazoa, Chordata, Amphibia, Anura, Ranidae.